AUGGACGAACGAAAGACAAUCCUCUUCUUGACAGGCGCCACCGUCACCUUCAAGCCACUCCUAAACCACGUAGUCACGCCCAAGUUUCUCCGGUUCCUCAAGGUCGAGGGCUUCUCCAGGAUAAUAAUUCAGUACGGAAACGAAAAGGAUGCGGAAGGGAACAGUACCAGCAAGCACUAUUUCAGUCAAUUGUUGGCCGAGCACAAUGUCAUGGAAACGUUGGAUUUGGACGUGUUGAACGAAACCAACGAUAAGUCCAUCACUACGCUAGGUAAUCUCUCGUUGAAGAUCGAAGCAUUUGGUUUUUCCGACGAUAUCAACGGCCAUAUUCGUAGAGCGGAUCUUGUUGUGUCGCAUGGCGGCACAGGCUCGAUUAUGGAUGCGUUGAGACUCAAAAAACCUCUCUUGGUGGUCACCAAUGAUCUGCUCAUGGAGGACCAUCAAAAGGAGAUCGCAGGCCAGUUGGAGCACGAGGGCCACUUGCGGGCCUUGUCGAACAGACAGCUUCCAGGAGGCACGUUGGAAGAGUUGAUCAAGUUGUUUGUACAGGGAAAGUUGAAGUUCACCGAGCUUCCAGAGCCUCCAAAGGGUGUCUUGCAGGAAAUCGUGAACGAACUAACAGCCUGA
Molecule: messenger RNA, 627 nt
Organism: Australozyma saopauloensis
Lineage: Eukaryota; Fungi; Ascomycota; Pichiomycetes; Serinales; Metschnikowiaceae
Product: N-acetylglucosaminyldiphosphodolichol N-acetylglucosaminyltransferase catalytic subunit
Exons: 1
Coding region: 1-627 (208 amino acids)
Biological process (GO): dolichol-linked oligosaccharide biosynthetic process
Cellular component (GO): UDP-N-acetylglucosamine transferase complex
Molecular function (GO): hexosyltransferase activity
Source: RefSeq, a predicted model, not a curated record